Molecule: messenger RNA, 1071 nt
Organism: Phytophthora nicotianae INRA-310
Lineage: Eukaryota; Oomycota; Peronosporomycetes; Peronosporales; Peronosporaceae
Exons: 4
Coding region: 57-404 (115 amino acids)
Source: RefSeq, a predicted model, not a curated record
CGUGUCAGUCACUUUAUCCCGCUCCACAAUACGUCAAGCAAAGACGUACCUAUAAGAUGAACGGGAACGUGCCCAUGGACGUGAAUGGCAUGGGGAUGAUGGACUACGGAAUGGGCGCGAUGCCCAUGAUGCCUGGCGCCGACCCGACAAGCGGCUUCAUGGACCAGCUACAGGACGGGAAUAAGGCCAUAAUCGGUCUGGAUGGCGCCACCUUCGAUCUUGACCCCGCAGGAAAGUCACAGAACCGGAACCGAGGCAACUACCGCUGCAGCAAGUGCGGUGAACCCAAGAAGGGCCACGUGUGUCCACUGGUGCCAUCCAACUACAAGUGCAACCGCUGCGGUCUCUCGAAGAAGUCCUGCACCUGUUCUGGUAAGCGAUUCGAGUUGCACAUAUUUGUGUAGUAGCUGACGGUUGUUGUGAUGCGAUGCAGCGCCGACAAUGCGCACUAUCGGCGUGCAAGUGGAGAUGGAUGAAGACAUGACCACACGAGUACUGGAUCUCAGCGUGCAGGGUGUCGUGGAGUUCCACAAGACGAUUGUGGGCUAUACUACUCCCCCGAACAGCUCGUGAUUAGAGAACGCAGUAAUUACUGCGUCUUAGCAGAACAAGCUGCUCCAUUUUGUCCACAGUCCUCGUUCAGACUGUGUUUUGGGUGCUACUUGCUUGGUUUUCUAUCGAUAUCAUGUAUUUUACGUCAUAUUCCUUGUACGUUUUGGAUGACAAGCUGAUACUUGUCAUUUCUAUUGCGAUGUCGCUCUAUUUCUCUAUGCGUUGGCGAGCUGGAGGAUGUCGCUGGGAAUCUGAUACCCUCGAAGCUGCACGGCAGUGGUCUUGGCGCGCAGCGGAUUCGACUUUGUCACCUCGUUCAAGUACAGCAAUGUGACUCCUCCAUGGAGCUCGAUAGCUCGUACAAGUACCGUUUUGAACAGCACAGCCAGUCGAGCAAGGAUGCUGUUCAUCGUGAGCACGAACGGCAUGAAGUAGGUCAUUGUGAACUGCACCAUCAAGGCUGAAACCACAUACAAAUUACUUAGUACCCAAGAGCAAUUACAGGCCCAUGGAGCGUCA